UUCCGAUUUUCGUUUCUCUCUCUUUUCCUUUCCCCCCGUCCCUCUCUUUCUUUCUCUCUUGGAAUUGUAAUUGGACUCAAAAGUUUCGGCGGCCUUCUCCAUGAACACGGUGGCUUCGCUGCCUUUGGCGCCGCGCCUGCUCAUUAAGCCCUCCCUCGCCUGCUUCUCCAGAAAGGACGUCGGCCGCUAUGGCGGGAUCAAGGUGUACGCCGUGCUCAGGGAAGACGGGGCCGAGUUCGCCCGGAACAACAACCUGGAGGCCCUGUUCCAGGUGGACGACCCCGGGCCGCGGGCCCCCGUCAAGAAGUUCCUGGACGUGAACGAGGCUCUGGAGGUGGUCCGCUUCGACAUCCAGUACUGCGACUGGAGGGCGCGCCAGGAUCUCCUCACCAUCAUGCUUCUCCACAGCAAGGUGGUGGAGGUCCUCAACCCUCUGGCGAGGGAGUUCAAGUCCAUCGGGACCUUGAGGAAAGAGCUCGCCGAGCUACAGCAGGAGCUGGAAAAAGCUCACAAUCAGCAGGUCCAUCUCUCGGAAGCCAGAGUCUCAUCGGCGCUCGACAAGCUAGCGCAUAUGGAGACCCUGGUGAGCGCACCAUCCACAGCCGAGCCGCCCACUUCUUCCUCCCUGUCUGCAACUGCAAGCAGCACCGCCCGUGUCCGAGCCAAGAACAAACAGCCACGUCGGAGGCUUGACGUGUCCGGCCCAGUGAAGCCUUACAACCCCAGCCUCAAGAACUUCUGGUACCCAGUCGCCUUCUCCAGCGAUCUCAAGGCUCCUGACACCAUGGUGCCAAUCGACUGCUUCGAGGAGCAGUGGGUGAUCUUCCGAGGCAAAGACGGAAGGCCCGGGUGUGUUCAGAACACAUGCGCCCACAGGGCAUGCCCGCUGCAUCUUGGUUCAGUGAACGAGGGCAGGAUCCAGUGCCCUUACCAUGGUUGGGAGUACUCGACCGAUGGCAAGUGCGAAAAGAUGCCAUCCACAAAGAUGCUCGACGUGCGCAUCCAGUCGCUGCCAUGCUUUGAGCAGGAAGGGAUGGUCUGGAUCUGGCCCGGGGACGACCCACCCAAGGCUACCAUCCCUUCUCUGCUGCCUCCUUCAGGAUUUACGGUCCACGCAGAGAUAGUGAUGGAGCUACCAGUUGAACAUGGACUCCUCCUGGACAAUCUCCUGGACCUUGCUCACGCUCCUUUCACACACACGUCCACCUUUGCCAAGGGCUGGAGUGUGCCAAGUUUGGUCAAGUUCCUGACACCCGCGUCUGGGCUCCAAGGGUACUGGGACCCGUACCCGAUCGACAUGGAGUUCCGGCCACCGUGCAUGGUCCUAUCGACCAUCGGCAUCUCCAAGCCCGGGAAGCUACAAGGGAAGAGCACGAGGCAGUGCUCCACGCACCUCCACCAGCUCCACGUCUGCCUGCCCUCCUCCCGGAACAAGACCAGGCUGCUGUACCGGAUGUCGCUGGACUUCGCGCCGUGGCUCAAGCACGUGCCGCUCAUGCACCUGCUGUGGUCGCAUUUCGCAGAGAAGGUGUUGAACGAGGACCUACGGCUCGUUCUUGGCCAGCAAGAGGGGAUGAUCGACGGCGCCAACGUCUGGAACUGGCCGGUGUCGUACGACAAACUCGGGAUCCGGUACCGGCUGUGGAGGGACGCCGUCGAGAGGGGCGCCGACGACCGGUUGCCGUUCAGCAGCACCCAAGCUGAGAGUUUGUCGUAGCGACCGGAACGGGACGGGACCUCUUCCUCGUCGCAUUUCUCCGCAAGACGACGGACGGACAGCCAGAGUUAAUGUGACCUAGGCGUACGUGCGUCUCUCUCUCUCUCUCUGCGCGGUUCAUCGUUCACCUCGGGCUGCUGCGCACUGAAGGAUUCUGGAAGGGUGAAGGUUGACGGCCGGAGACGAUGAUGGGCAGCAUCAUGGUCUAUGGUGUCCACAUGCAUGUACACUACUAGCGACGACGGCAUCAUGGGAUGCAAUUGUAAUCUGAGAUUGAUCUCUUUUUUUUUUCACCCUUUCUGUGUAAAGAUUCAGCAAAUUGUUGCGUUACUCUUCCAAAGCAUGUAUAAUCAACUACGGAGAAGUGUUCAUAUAUAUAAAUAUGAGAAAUUGCAGCUAUUGCUACAGUUCA
Zea mays is the source of this 2129-nucleotide messenger RNA. RefSeq lists its product as uncharacterized. The transcript has 9 exons. Lineage: Eukaryota; Viridiplantae; Streptophyta; Magnoliopsida; Poales; Poaceae. Gene Ontology annotation, cellular component: cytoplasm. Gene Ontology annotation, molecular function: iron ion binding; chlorophyllide a oxygenase activity; 2 iron, 2 sulfur cluster binding. The coding region runs from base 101 to 1717 and encodes 538 amino acids. The record is from RefSeq and is a predicted model, not a curated record.